Messenger RNA from Polychytrium aggregatum, 1742 nucleotides. RefSeq lists its product as uncharacterized. The transcript is spliced from 5 exons. NCBI's taxonomy places the organism in Eukaryota, Fungi, Chytridiomycota, Chytridiomycetes, Polychytriales. Gene Ontology annotation, molecular function: protein binding. Gene Ontology annotation, cellular component: Cul4-RING E3 ubiquitin ligase complex; cytoplasm. The record is from RefSeq and is a predicted model, not a curated record. Bases 78 to 1742 code for a protein of 554 amino acids. Gene Ontology annotation, biological process: negative regulation of fatty acid biosynthetic process.
UGGAUCUGGCGCAGCUGGCCAAGGCCCAGGUCGAGGUCCAGGCCCUGGUCGACCGAGCUGCUGAUCUGUUGGGGCAGAUGCGAUACCAAGAGGCCCUGCUCGAGAUUGACCGCAUCAAGGACGUCUGGACCCUGUGGGAUCUGCGACCGGUUGUCGAUGCGUGCUGCCACCGGAACUGUGCCCGGAUCUAUCUGAGGUGGUUCCUCGACCUCGGCAACCGGGACGGCAACCAGAACAGCAACCGGGACGGCAACCAGAGCAGCAACCAGAGCAACCGGGACGACGCUGCGGCCCUGGCCAGCUCGGACCCAAGACACUCUGGCGAGUCGCCGCUGAAGCGAAUCAAGAUAUUCAACUGCCAAGAGGAUCCUGCCGUCGCGGCACACCGCGAGCAUCUGCUGCAGCAAGCGCUGGUGCAGUCCCGCUGUGCCUUGGAGAAGCGCAAGCAUCAAUGCAUGGGCCAUCUGCUGCGAGCAGCCAGCGAGUGGGCGCUGGCACUCUUCUCAACCACAGACACCUCUGAACAAACCAUCGAGCGCCUCCAAGAUGCCGAGGCAACGCUUCGCCAAGCCAAAUGGCCCGCGAGGACCUCGGGCGAUCGCCAGGCCUUUGUCGAGUGCUUGGAUGGCAUCCUGCUCUCUGAGCGCGCAGGAUCGAUCGAACUGUGGAGUCGCUGGGGCCAGCGAUGGAUCCAGGCUCUGGAACCGGUCGAGCUGAUCGGAGCCUUCCGUGCGGACGACAGUCAACACAGCGGACAGGAGGAGGCCGCAGGUUCAAGUGCAAGUGCAAGUGCAGGUGCAGGUGCAAGCGCAAGUGCAAGUGCAAGUGCAGGUGCAAGUGCAGGUGCAAGUCGACGCCGCAGUCCGCACAAGCAAAGGCAGCCGCAUGAGCAUGGCAGUCUGAAGCAGAGACAUGGAUCGGAUGCCUCUUCAGCAGCACAGGCCGCUGAGGGGCCGGCUGAGCGGCCCGAGCGGCCCGAGAGCGAUGCCGACAUGGAAUCGGUCGGCGAGAGCGACGACAUGGUCGAGGACUCUGAAGGCAGCGGCCCUGGCGACUCUGACACCUCCGAAGGCUCUGACGAACCCAAUGGCUCUGACACCUCCGAAGGCUCUGACGACUCUGACGACUCUGAUAGCGACGAUGGGAUGUGGAGGACCACGCACUCGCUUGGCAAGAGCGAUCCAGAUGCGUCAGAGGUGUGGCCGCAUCUGACCAACGUGAAGCCAUCGAGGGUCUUCAAGGGACAUCAAAGUUGUCGGACGACCAAGGAUGUCAACUUUUAUGGAGCAUCGGAUCGAUACGUGGUCUCGGGAUCGGACGACGGAUACGCCUUCAUCUGGGACAAGAGGAGCACCAGGCUCGUGCAGCUGCUUGCAGGCGACUCGGAGGUCGUCAAUGUCAUCCAGGGCCAUCCGCACGCUCCCGUCAUAGCCGUCAGCGGCAUCGACAGCACCAUCAAGAUCUUUGAGCCCAUCUACCCAAACAACCGGCUGUGGAGCUUGGACAUGGAUGCCUUGGAGGCGGCCCAGCAGGAGGCGGGACUGGCGACGGGCAGCUGGCUUCCAGACUCCCACCUGAACCGAGACGUGCAGCCCCGUCCUACUCGAAGCGGCUGGACACGGACUCGGUGGGCGACCACGGCUCGUCCUCGGAUGGGGUCGAGUCGGAAACGACACCCGCUCAGUUCCCGCCAACCGACGUCACCACUACCCCGGCGCUGCCGCCGAGCUCGUCGCUCAUGA